Molecule: messenger RNA, 1149 nt
Organism: Spodoptera litura
Lineage: Eukaryota; Metazoa; Arthropoda; Insecta; Lepidoptera; Noctuidae
Product: clavesin-1-like
Cellular component (GO): membrane
Molecular function (GO): phosphatidylinositol bisphosphate binding
Source: RefSeq, a predicted model, not a curated record
UUAGGCCACCGCACCCUGCACUCAGUAGUGUGUGAGAGCCAACAAGGAUUACACGUGUUCAAUAAAUAAAUAAUAGACCAGUGAAUGUAUCAGUGAUUUGAAUUUAAUUUUCAUAAACGAAAAAUGGCUAUAAAAGGAAUAUCCUUAGAAGAUGAGUAUAAGAAGAACACAGGUACCACUCCAGAAGACAUCAAGAAGUUACGCGACUGGCUCAGCACACAGCCUCAUCUACCUGGAGAAUGUAUCACAGAUCUGGACUUGAUUCUGAUCUACCACUGCUGCGACCACAGCGCGGAGGUGUCCAAACAAGUGCUGGACCUGCACUACACGCUGCGGACACUGUUCACCAACUUCUUCAAAGAUAGAGCGGUCGAUAAUAAGACAGAAGAUAAUCUUCAUAAUGUGUUACUCCAACCGCUUCCCACGCGGUCAAUAAAUGGCGACGCUGUAUUCUACUGCCGGCUGUUGGACUACGAGCCAAGAAACUUCGAAUUCGCCAAGUCACUCAGGUCAGUGCUAAUGAUCCUAGACUUAUGGCAGUUCGAAGAGGGCACGUGGCCAGGGUUCGUGCUGAUCUUCGACCUGGACGGCCUCAAGCUUGGACAUCUCACCAAGCUAGACGUGCAAACUAUUCAGCAGUUCCUGUAUUAUUUGCAGGAAGCUAUGUUGGUAAAGGUGAAAGGGCUCCACUUCCUAAACGCGCCAUCAUUCAUGGACCGGCUGAUGAUGAUGAUCAAGCCGUUCAUGAAGAAGGAACUACUGGAAGUACUAACCAUACAUCAAAUCGGAGCCAAGACCUUGGACAAGUAUGUCCCGAUGACUGGCUUGCCGAAAGAAGCAGGCGGCGAGUUCAAGACGUUCAAUGAGUGUAGAGAUGAAAUGCUAGCCAGACUAAAAGCAAACAAAGACUUCUUUGUCCAAGAGAACAAGAAACGAGUGGUGGAAUCCAAGCGACCGGGCAAGCCUAAGACCAUCUCCGACAUAUUCGGUAGUGUGGAGGGAUCCUUCAAGAAACUCGACAUCGAUUAAACUUAGAACAACUAACAUAUGUUCUUAACUAUUAAAAAACCAAUGCACUAUUAAAUAGUGUUUAAAGUUAAUCUUUGUUGUGGCCAUUAACCAUAUUACAAUAAAAUUGUGUUAAUUUUA